GGAAAAUGAUGUCUUCUCGUCAGUCUUCUCAUGGUCAAUCAUUUACAUUCUUUGUGUAAAUAAAUACGUGUAAUUUGUAAAAAUCGAUAGGGCAAACUACACGUUUUGGCUAUUUGUUCCUGUGCCUGCCUGUGUGGUGUCAUCCUUAUUGUAAACCAGGAGAUUUCAGAGAUUAAAAGAGACCAACCAACGAGAAUAACUCCUAAUUUGUUGCCAUGCUUGGACAGGCGUGAAGCGUUUCCAAGUAGGACAGUAGCUCUCAGACCGACACGAAGCGCUGCCCGACAGCACAGCUGGCUGAGAGAAACAUGGGAUCCGCAGGGCGCUUCUGCUCGGUGCUGCUGGUUGUAGUUCUGCUGGGGCUUCAUCACUCCUCAGGUUUCUGGAUCAUCAACGUUGUCUUCCCUCCCGAUGCCAAAGCCAAAUUACCAAGCAACAGCACUCCACCACUCAUCAUAGUACCAGGGAACUUGGGGAACCGUCUGGAAGCUAAGAUAGACAAGCCGACACUGGUCCACUGGAUGUGCUACAAGAAAACUAAGCACUGGUUCCCCCUAUGGAUUGACCUCAACAUGUUCAUGCCAAUAGGUGUAGACUGCUGGAUUGAUAACAUUAGACUUGUUUACAACAGGACGACUCGGCGGUCAUCCAACUCACCAGGGGUACAGGUCCGGGUGCCAGGAUUUGGGCAGACCUAUCCCAUUGAGUUUCUCGACCAUAACAAACUGGCUGGUUAUUUCUACACUAUGGUGCAACAUUUGGUCAACGUGGGAUACACCCGAAAUGAGACAGUCCGAGGGGCACCGUAUGAUUGGAGAUUAACUCCUAAUGAGAAUGAAGAGUAUCUCAUAAGGUUGCAGGACCUGGUGGAAGAGAUGUAUGAUCAGUACCAGCAGCCUGUUUACCUGCUGGGACACAGCAUGGGCUGCCACUACGUCCUUUACUUCCUCAACCACCAGCCUCAGGCCUGGAAGGACAAGUACAUCAGGGGCUUCAUUUCCCUGGCAGCGCCAUGGGGGGGCGCUGUUAAAGCAUUGCGAGUCAUGGCGUCAGGUGAAAAUGACGGCAUUCCAAUGAUUUCCAACAUCAAGAUCCGCGAGGAGCAGAGGAUGACAACAACUAAUCCCUGGAUGGUGCCAUCUGAGGAGGCCUGGUCGAAGGACCACGUCUUCAUCUCCACACCAUCCUUCAACUACACCCACCAGGACUACCAGCGCUUCUUUACAGACAUCAAUUUUGAGGAUGGCUGGCACAUGUGGGAAGACACUAAGAAUCUGACCGGUGAUCUCCAGCACCCUGGUGUUGAGGUGUGGUGUAUGUACGGAGUAGGACUGCCAACUGUGGUAACGUACAUUUACGACGAGGAGUAUCCCAACGCAGACCCAGUGGACUUCGUUUACGCUGAUGGGGAUGACACAGUGGACAGCUUUAGCAUGGGUCUUUGCAAACGUUGGGUGGGGCAGCAGGAGAAGCCCGUCCACGUAACAGAGUUCAGAGGGUUGCCCCACCUGGAUAUAGUGUUCCACGAAAAGGUGCUCAACCAAAUCCAGCAUAUCCUGGAGGGCAUAUCAGACACACCCAAAGUGAUUGAUGUCAGAUCUGGAACUAAAUAGUAGUAUUUAAGAGCUUAAAAAACACGCGGAGUGCUGUAUUUUUUUUUUUUACAUAGUUGACUUUUGAGUCUGUUCAAGUGUCAAGCAGAAAAUUGCACAUACAUAGCUUCAACGUGUGAAACCUGAGGUUUGGUCCAGAUUUAACAAGCACCCAAUCUGGACUAGCAAGUAAUCUAACCCUGACCCCCCCAGCCCAUAAACAUGACCGUCUUAUCUGAAGUAAAGGCUGAAGUAUGAGUUUGACCCUGAUCUGCUUUUUUCUGAUUUCAAGCUGAGAUUUUUGUAAUACAUCAAUGUGUUUUGAUGCAUUUCCCAUAUGGUGAUGAUGAUGGGAUUUAUGGUGUUCAUGGUAUUCAUAAUAAUAACAGUAAUUAAACAUACUAAUAGGGAUUCUAAUAAUCAGUGCAUUGUUUUAUCAUUACCUAUAAAGGAAACUUUGAAUCCUGUUUCAUUAGAUCUAGAUUAGAACUAUACACAAUUCUACUUUGUUGACUUUUCAUGGCAUUCAUCAUGUCAGCAUUAUUUUUAAAACUUGAGUGAAAAAACAUGAAUAAAAGAACUUUUGAGUGAACUUUUGUAGCCACACACACACACACACACACACACACACACACACACACACACACAUCCCAUAAGACAUAUUUCAUUUUGGGUGUGUGACUUUAAUGGAUACUUAAAUUAUAGGGACCUCAUCAGCAGCCUGUUUUUAUAAUGUAUGAUGUCGGUAUAAUACUUCUAUUAGGAGUUUAAAUAUUUUUUGGUAUCUGUAUAAAUCUUUUUGACCAGUUAUUCUUCUUCUUUGAGUACAUACGGUAUACUGUAGCUCGUACAUGCACAUAAAAACUGAUAAUAUGGAAUGAUAAGGAUAUUUAUACUGUUGUGCCAAAUUCAUGUGAAUGCUUCCACUUAAUAAAGCAUUUAAU
Molecule: messenger RNA, 2536 nt
Organism: Thunnus maccoyii (southern bluefin tuna)
Lineage: Eukaryota; Metazoa; Chordata; Actinopteri; Scombriformes; Scombridae
Gene: lcat
Product: lecithin-cholesterol acyltransferase
Exons: 8
Coding region: 309-1613 (434 amino acids)
Biological process (GO): lipid metabolic process
Molecular function (GO): phosphatidylcholine-sterol O-acyltransferase activity
Source: RefSeq, a predicted model, not a curated record